AUUUAAAACAUUUUUCAAAAUUUUUGAUAUUUGGUGGGAUAAAUGUUAAAAACCAUAAUUUUUAUGGGUUUUUCAUGGUUUUCAUGGGUUUCUUGUUCCGACCGCCAUGUUUAAGUUACAUAUUCAUGUUCAGAACACAAAAAUACAUGGGAAUUGAGUGUUGUUAUCCCUUAUUUCAUAUGCGUGGGUUUUCCGAAGGUUUACCGGAAUUGCUUCCGGCCAUCGCGAAAAGCGGUCAAUGAGUGUUAAACAAUAUUUAUAUCCGUUACAUACGGGUAAUGGGCCUAUUAUAUCCAUGUGCACGUGUUCGAAACGCGCAUCAGGUGUAGUGAACUGUUCUGGGAUCUGUUUGACGUGCCUCGAAAUUUUUGACUGCUGACAAUCUAAGCAAUUUCUAGCCCACUUCGUGAUAUCGCGGUGCAUAUUCGGCCAUACAUAACGUUGUGGUAUAAUUUUAUCAGUGACUUUUGCACUCGGAUGUGCAGGACUGUGAAAAAAUCAAAUAUCCGUUGACGUAGAGUGGCUGGGAUAUACAGGGUGCGUUCUGAAAGUAGUAGGACUGAUUUUUUCCUGGGCACGCGGACGGUCGGACGGCGGUUUCGCCGGGUGGGGUCGAUGGAGGGGGGUCUCAGCUAAGGUUGGAACCGCGCGGCAGUCGGCUCCGAGCCCUUCCGUAGUGUAGAUCGCUUGUACUCGACACCUUUGUCAAGUUACCUCGUAACGCUGCGUCAUGGAGCGUUUGUUGGAGCAGCGCUACGCCGUGAAAUUUUGCGUGAAGCUGGGGAAAUCCAGCAAAGACACCCAUGAUCUCAUCAAGGCAGCUUAUGGUGAUAAUGCCAUGAGCAGAUCCGGUGUCUUCGAGUGGCAUAAGCUGUUUAGAGAAGGGAGAGAGGAAGUUGAAGACGCCCAACGUUCCGGCCGCACGUCAACCACCAAAAGUGACGAAAAUGUGGCUCGAGUGAAAACUUUGUUGAACAGUGACCGUAGAUUAAGUUUGUCAUUAAUAUCUGAAGAACUUGGCAUCGCCAAAACUCAAGUCUACGAAAUUGUGACCGAAAACCUGGCCAUGAGAAAGGUGUGUGCAAAGUUGGUUCCGCGUGUGCUUACGGACGAACAGAAGGAAACUCGCGCGCGGAUUUGCCAAGAAAAUCUCGAUCUUGUGAGUGAGAAUCCAGACUUUUAGGACAGAGUGGUUACUGGGGACGAGACCUGGACAUUCGAAUACGACCCGAAGUCAAAGCGUCAAAGUGCGGAGUGGCACACGUCGGCUUCCCCACGACCCAAAAAAGCUCGCAUGGUGAAGUCAAAGCAAAAGUCGAUGCUCAUCGCCUUUUUUGA
Messenger RNA from Vollenhovia emeryi, 1338 nucleotides. RefSeq lists its product as uncharacterized. Lineage: Eukaryota; Metazoa; Arthropoda; Insecta; Hymenoptera; Formicidae. The record is from RefSeq and is a predicted model, not a curated record. The coding region runs from base 731 to 1183 and encodes 150 amino acids. The transcript has a single exon.